Pimephales promelas (fathead minnow) is the source of this 2378-nucleotide messenger RNA. RefSeq lists its product as uncharacterized. The record is from RefSeq and is a predicted model, not a curated record. Gene Ontology annotation, biological process: regulation of gene expression. Lineage: Eukaryota; Metazoa; Chordata; Actinopteri; Cypriniformes; Leuciscidae. Gene Ontology annotation, cellular component: nucleus.
UCGUCAAAUAGGAUCAUGUCAAAAUAUUUGCUAUUUUGAGUAUUACCCUGUUUUUUUUUUAGUAUAUUGCUAUGAUCCGUGUCUUAAAAUGUAAGGGUAAAUUCGAGCACAAGAAAAAAGAAAACAUUUAAAAAACCACGAGGACAACUGUGUCUUAUUCCGGAGUUUUGUUCAAUUCUUCAAUAUUUGACAUUUUACCAGGGUCGACGACAGUGAAUUAUGUGUUUUUUUAUGUAUUUUGUUGGUUUGUUUUUUUAAGACUUAAAAUUAGCUCGUUUAAAACUAAGUACAAAUGGCCAGUUGUUUUAUAUUCACCCCAUGAUAUUCACCCAACGAAGGGAAUAAUUUGGUUGGCCAGCUAAUUGACGUUCGCCUCUAAAGGGUUAUACGUAGAGCGGUGCUUUUCGUCUACCCUUAAGAUAUUGCAAUAUUGCCGAAAAGUUAUUUUAAACGAGAAAGGGAAUGGAGGUAAACGGUGGUCCUGCAAACCCCGCAGUGAUCGCUGAGGUAUCGUUCUCGUUUCAAGAUGAACUGACUGCGACCCUUCAAAACGCGCUCGGUGUUGCGGUAGAGAUCGCCGUUGCGGAGAUCACCAGACUGCUUGACAGAGCGCUGAGAGAUGUGCAGGGCAAGAUUCAAGAGGCUCUUCGGGACAAUAGUGCGCUCAAGUUUAGGCUGCAAACAGCUGAAACGCAACUUUCUACGGUGUGUGGUCGCCUAGAUCAACAGCCACAGAGACGCGAGGAUUUUCCCAUCGGUAGUACCAAACAGUUGGUGACAAACCCUCCAAUCAGCUGCGGCAAGAUUCAUCGUGGGGGUCGGCAGUUAAAUACCCUUAGCGUAGGACAACAAACCGAGCCCAUUGUGAACUCUGAAGAUGAUUAUGAGGUAUGUGGAUCUAAUAUAUUCCAGCGAGGAUCAAUCUGUGGGAACCAAAACGGAGGUGCGUGCGCUCAGACUUUAAACUCGGAUACACUUCAGGAAUCAACUCACUAUAGAUUAGAUGACACAAAUGACAUCAAGAAUGAUCAACACAAUAUGACCAAAACUGACCGGACAUGUAGUGGGACAGUUACAAGUGAGAGGUCAUCCCUUGAAGUGGAUGUAAAAGUGGAGAAAGAUGAGAGUUAUGAUGAACCAAACCCAGUGUCCCUCUCUGUGGUGGAGGAGCCCAACUCAGACAGCCUUUCUCUGGCUCAGUCCCGACUAUUGGAAGACUGGAGACCUGAGCCAUUGCACACAGAGAGCUGCCAAUCAAACAUGCACUUUCAGUCCACCAACCAACACCUAGACCUAGAUUUCCUGUCGUCCUCAAGCUCAGGUCAACAAACCCACUUCCCAAAGCUCCACAACAACCAUUAUAAGAGUCUUGUGUGCCAUGCGUUUCCCCCCGGCCGGAGCCCGUAUCAUUGUAGCCUAUGUGGGCGAGACUUCAACCGUAAGCACCAUCUCAAGAUUCAUCAAAGGAUCCAUACAGGAGAGAGGCCAUACACUUGCUCUAUAUGCAGCGCACGCUUCCGUCACGCAUUGACACUCAAGCGCCACUUCCGCCUUCAUACGGGAGAGAAACCCUAUGUUUGUGGUCAGUGUGGAAAAAAGUUUAGAAAUGAUGGCGGAUUGAAGGUUCAUCAGUGUUCAUGACAACAGUUUUCUAUGUCUUGUGUUGGAGAACGAAUCCAAUAGAGGGUCCAAAGUUAUUAAAGGGAUAGUUCUCCUAAAAAUUAAAAUUCUGUCACCAUUUACUCACACUUGUUGGGGUGACUUUGGUUAAUUUUCAGAUCUAGAGAUGCACUGAUAUAUCGGCCGAAAUUUUUAUAAAUUUAAAACUAUUGGCUAUAGCAUGAAUAAGGCUGAUGUAACAAACCAAUGGUUUUUUAGUUAACUGUGUGAAUGCACUGAGUUGUUUAAUGUCUGUUGCAUAACCCAGCAUUUUUCUCUGGUCAAAAUAAUUAAAUACUUCCUAAAACAAAAUUAAAUCUGUACAAAAUGCAGCAGGACUCAACAAUAAGGACUGUCCGUGGCAAGCGUGAACAACGUUUGGGACAGUUGAGUUGAUAGAACGGUCACUGUCCCGAUCAGGCCAGUGCUGCAUUUUCAUGAAAGUUUGUCCUUUGCACAUGGUUAUAAGCCUUACGAAUUUAAAUGGGUGGUUUACUGCUUCUUUCUUUGCAUGAUUGUGUUUGGGGUGCAAUAUAACAUGUAUUCGUGGUUUUUCUUUUUAAAAAGCCUUUUUUUUCAUAAACUUAACCGUCAGCUGCUUUCUACGCUGUCAUUUGAACAAGCGGUUGACUUUCUGAUUCUAUAUGAAACCACUCCCUCAGAAACAGGCAGUGGGCUCAGAUUGGUUAGUUUGGGCCGGUAUAUUGUGAUUGGCUAAA